GAUACAGUCAGCAGCUCACCGGUUUACCUCAUUUUACACUAAUACCUGCUGCUUACAAAGCUUUAAAGCCAGGCAGACAUGAAGGCUUCGGCUCCCCUUCAGACUGAAAUGAAGGCGAACACAGAUGCCAGACUACAGCGAAACUAUAGCAGUUCAAGGCUGGAAAAUCGCUUUCUGGCUCAAGCACCCUCAGUAUUGUCUCAGCAUCAGCACACAUCUCCAUCCUGGGCCAAGCAGACCUCCAUCUCCUCACAAUGUCCAGCACUCCAGCCAACCAGCCUGUCCUCCACCAUGGCCACCUCCUCUCUUCUGUCAUCCACAACGAUGAGCUCACAAUCCUCUUCCUCCUCUCUGCUGAGCACUAAGAAUACCCUCCUAAUGGAGCCUUCACUUCAUUUUCCAGUCUCAUCCUCUUUAACCUCCUCCUAUUCCCAUAAUCCUUUACUCUCUUACUCCAAAAUGUCAACUCCCAGUGCUGCCCCACCUCUCUGCUCCUAUCCGUCACCUUCAAUGGAGAAUAAAGCGGGCUCUAAUGAAAAGAGAAAAGUUGAAGACAUGCUUUUCUCACCUGAAGGGCUGCUGGGAUCUAGUGAGGAGCCUAGACAGGAUGCAAGUCAUGAAAGCUUGGAAGAGGAUGACCAGAAGCUGUCUUCUGAGAUGCCUGUUCUGAAUAUGAAUUUAGAUGGAAAGGGGGAGCAAACUCUAGCUCCUCAUGAGGAGUUUGGGGUGCUUGAAGCAAGCGAGGAUGAGCAUCUUGUGGAAUUGAGGGACAGAAAGAACAUCCUGCUGAAUAUGGUGUGCUGCUCCCUUGUCAAUAAGAGCUUUACCCCGGGCCAGAAAGACUGGGAUAAGAAGAGGAGUGUGUGGGCCGUUAUUAAGGUUCUGGCCACAGAGAUUACCACAGAAGACCCCGAGUUUCUCCUAAAGGUUGCAGUCUAUACUAGGCAGGAACUAAACCUUCAUAUCACAGCCAACUUCCUGCUGGCACUGGCGGCCCAUCUGCCUGGUUCUAAACCACACUUGAGAAGAUACUUUUGUGCUGCUGUACAGCUGCCAUCUGAUUGGCUGGAGGUGACAAGAAUCUAUAGCACGUGUUUCAGUAAAUCUUUACCCUCCUGCCUGAAAAAAGCUCUAGUGGAUAAAUUUAAGCAGUUCACUGAAUAUCAGCUGGCCAAAUACAAUACACGGAAGCAUCGCUGCAAACACAACAAGAAACUAAAAAAAGGAGAGAAAAUCUCUGCUGCACAGUGGAAAAAGUGGGGUAAUCUUCCUGGACGCACUCUUGUGAUGUAUAAUGCUAUAAUUUCAGAGGAUCGGGACUGGAGUGGCGCUAAUGUUGUCUGCUUGCCCCCUGAAAGCACUGAUAACAUCGAUGAGAAUAAACUCUCAGCAUCGGAACAGGAAGCUGCAAUGCUUUUAUGCUUGAUGAUUAACUACUGUAGCGAAGAUUCCCAAGUCAUGCUGUUUAGCCACCAAGGCCUCCAGGAGGUCAAAGUGAAGUCUGAUGUGCUUUUGGAUAAUGUGAGACAAGCAAUGAAGCAACUGAAGGAUUUGAAUGCCUACUAUGUACAAUCCGAAUGCAUAUCUCGUGCAGCAUUCUUUGCUAAGCUAUCUGAAGAGAAGACAAAGCUGGAUCGUAUAGUUGUGUUUGAAAGUUACUACACCAACGUAGAUUUAAUGGCGGAGAUCAAUAACUAUCGACAGAUCAACCAUGAUACUGUUGUGAUACGUGUGCUGCUCAGAAAAAUGUCUCCAAUUUAUACUUUGAAAUACAAACUGAGCUCCAACAUUAUAGAGCUUUGGGGGUUUAGCGAGCAGAUCCUGAAGUUUGUCUCAGAGAGAGGCUCCUCAAGGAUGCUGCAGCAUGUGGAGCACAUGGACAGAGUCUAUAACAUCCCGCCACCACAGGGGCGCAAAAUUGAACCUGAGAGAACUGCUGAUGUCAUCUUACUGCCGGCAACACCGAAGUUAAGAUGGAAGGGUGUGCGAGUGUUCAUCUCUUCUACGUUCAGGGACAUGCAUGCGGAGAGGGAUGUUCUUGUGCGUAGCGUGUUUCCCGAGCUCAGGAGACGAGCUGCUCUGCACUACCUCUACCUGCAGGAAGUGGAGCUGCGCUGGGGCGUCACAGAGGAGGAGUCUAACCGUGCUGUGGAGCUCUGUCUGUGGGAGGUCUGCCGCAGCCAGCUGCUGCUCGGGAUUCUGGGAGAGAGAUACGGCCUUGUGCCGCCCUGCCCCACCCUACCUGAGCUUCCUCAAUACAGCUGGCUGAACUCUGUGCCUGAUGGGUUAUCCAGCACUGAAAUGGAGAUUCGACAGUUUCAAGCUCUGUAUCCAGACUCUGCCCAGAGCCGCAUGUUCUUCUACUUCAGAUCACCUCGUCUCACCAGUUCGGUGCCAGUGGCAUGGAGGACAGACUUUGUGGCAGAAUCCAAAGAAGCUGAAGCUAAAAUGAACAGCCUGAAAACAUGGAUCCGGAACAAUGACUUCAAAGUGGCAGAAAAUUAUCCCUGUGAAUGGGGUGGGGUGGUGGAUGGAACGCCCUAUCUGAAAGGCCUGGAGGACUUUGGGAAGGCGGCGCUGGUGGAUAUCUGGGAAGCCAUACAGCAGCUCUUUGUGAAGGAGACAGAUGAAGAUGUGGCCUCAGAGAUUAAGGAACAGGAAGUGCAUCAGGAUGCCCAACAGCGGCAGUUUCACGGCAGGGCAAAGCUUAUUUCUAUGGCAACAGCAAAAGUUCAAGAAUGUCAGCAAAAAGGAGGAGUUCUGAUGGUUGAAGGAAAUCCUGGAGAGGGCAAAACUGUGUUCAUGGCUGCCCUGUCCCAGGCACUCAAAACCUCUGUCAAAAACAAGAAAGCCCCUCUGUGUGAUGUCAUAUCCUAUUCCACAGAUGCUAGCCAGUCAGCUUGCAGGAUUGUGCAGCUUCUUCGCUGUCUUGUUCAAUGGCUGAGGAAAAGAAAAGACGAUGUGGAGUUGCCUCCAAACACAUAUUAUAAAGACUUGUUGUCUGAGUUCCACUUGAACUUGAAUGAGUUUAACAAAAAGAAGCCAUUGGCAUUGCUUGUUGAUGGGGCAGACCAUAUCCAUGAUGGUCGAGGUCAAAGGGUGUCAGAAUGGAUCCCACAGCACAUCCCUAAAGGUGUCUGUUUGGUCCUGAGUGUUACUUCAGAAUCAUCCCUACGAAACACUCUUAGUAAAAGUAAAGGUACUGUGUCAUUUCCACUGGGGCAAUUAUCUUUUUCUGACAAGAACGAGAUUGUGCAGAAGCAGCUUGUUGAGUUUGGAAAGAAACUGAGCGAUUAUGCUUUCAAUAAACAGCUUCAGACACUGCUGAUGAAGAAAGGCUCUGUGAGUCCACUCUACCUCCGUUUGGCUUGUGAGGAGCUUAAGAAUUAUGCCUCCUUUGAGAAGAUGAAGGACAGCCUCCAGUCUCUUCCUCAGUCAGUUGGUAAGCUGGUGCAGCACAGUCUGCUGAAGCUGCAGAAUCAAUAUUGCAGAGCAGAUCUGGGAUGGGCAUUAGCUUCACUUGCCAUCAGCUCUACUGGACUGCGGGAGAGUUCUCUUUACACUAUACUGAACAUGUGCAAUGAUUUAAACUCCAGAGGUGGGCUGGUGACAUGGCAGGAAAUUCUCCAUAUAGCGAGGCAUCCAGAGAGCCGUGUUCCCAUGGCAGUAUUCUCUCAGCUGGCACGAACUUUGCACAGCCUAAUUGGACCGUCCCAUGGUCAGGGCUCAGACGACCUCCUGAUUUUGACCCAUCCAGAGGUGAAGUCAGCCUUUGAACAUCUGUAUCUGUCUACUGAGGAGAGUAGAACCAGAAGUCAUCUGAUAAUUGCAGCUCACCUUUGGGUGCAGUCAAAUCCUCAGGGCAAAGACACAUUUCUUCACUCUGAUGCUGAUAUUCUGUCUCAACUCCCUGCACACCUGAUGGGCAGUAAUCAGUGGGAGACUUUGUGUUUUCUGCUGUCCAGUUACUGCUUCCUCUAUGCUAAUGUGCGGCAUGGACUUAUUCACCAACUUCUGGAGACCUACAUUUUGUUUGCCCAAAAAUAUGAGACCCAUCAGCUCCAAUUGAAAACUUCAACAGAUAACAUGAAGGAUUUUGAAGACUGUCUGAGUUUUCUGAAGCGUCACAGCCUUCUCUUCUCCCAGUGGCCUGCUCUCUUUGUACAAACGGCUCUUAAUGAACCAUGUGACAGCUCUGCCCAUUUGUGGGCGGAAAGCAUGACGAGAAAUGGAGGAGUACAUACUGUAAAAUGGCUAAACUGCACAGAUGCAAUAAAAAACGAAGCCAGUGAGCUGGUUUCCACCUUCCACUCUGAGCCGAGUUGUGUGGGGGUGAGUCCUGAUGGAAAACUUGUGGCAGUUGGAACCGGAAACGGAACAAUUCACUUCCUGCAUACAGAGACUGGACAGGAAGUGAAGUCAUUGAUGAGCAGUGUUGAUGGCAUUUCUAGUUGUGCCUUCCUUGGGGAGGAGCUUUUGGUAACAACCUCAUUUGAUGGGCAGGUGGAAGUGUGGGAUGUUGCAAGUGGUUGCAGAACUGCCCAUGUGAAUGCUCACUCCAGCAAGAUCACAGGAUGUGAUGUCAGUCCAGACAGAAAACUCUUUGCUACUGUCUCACUAGACUUAAACUUGAAGGUGUGGUCAGCGCAGAAGAGCACAGAGGUGGCUUCUCUCAUGAAUCCCUCCCCUCUGAACUGUGUGAACUUUGACCUUGAGGGUCAGCUCGUGGCAGUGGGAUGCUGGGAUGGAGCCGUUCGUUUGUGGAACUGGCUUGAACAGAAAAAUGUUACGACUCUGUUAGGUCAUCAGAGUUCGGUGCGGAGUCUGUCUUUCUCUCCCUGCUCCUCCAUGUUGUGCUCAGGCUGUCUGUCAGGAGAAGUGCGGCUCUGGUCAGUGGCAGCAGCUGCUUGUGUGGGCAGUUAUUAUGCUCACCAUGGCUCCACGCAGUCACUAAACUUCCUGCAGGGAGGAAACCUCUUGCUGAGCGCUGGACAUGACAGUGUGGUUCAUGUAUGGUCUGGUGGUCUUGGGAAAACUGUUGCUGUAUUGGGAGAAGAAAAGCAAAAGCGCACCAGACGUGGAAAUGAGGAUGAAGCUAAUGCUCUGUGUGUGGCUGUAGCCGGUGGAUACGCUGCUGUGGGUUACCAGAAUGAUGGUAUCAGAAUAUUCAGUUUGAAAUCAGGAGAGAAGGUUUGGUCCAGUGAGGACCUUCCGGUGUCCAUGCUCUGCCUCAUGUGGAUGGAGGCCAAAGAAACAGAGCUUCUGCUGUCGGGGGGCAUGGACCACCGUCUCAGGGUCUGGGAAAGUCAAGGAGAAAAUCCAGAAAAUCUUGUGUUGGUAGGAUCUUUUGGCGUGCAGAAGGGACCUAUUCUCGCCCUGGCUCAAAACUCCACCUGUGUAGCUUCUGCGUCUGAUGACUUCACUAUUGCUCUGUGGUUGAAGGAUAUGUUGACUUCUAAGCCCUGGAUUGACCCAAAGGUGAUGUGUAUUCUGAGAGGUCACAAUGGAGGGGUCACAUGCCUUGCUUUCAGUCCUGAUGGGAAAGAGUUGCUGUCAGGAGGAAAAGAUCAGGCUUUGAUGAUAUGGAAGGUAAACGCUUCUCCUCCAGUUCUUUCCCAGUCCAUUUCCAAUUGCCAUGGAGACUGGAUUACAGGAUGUGCUUGGACAUCAUCUGCUGUGCUCAGCUGCUCCAGUAAGCUGCGGAUGUGGGAUAUCCAAACAGGACGUUUGUUGAGAGAGAUCCUCUCUAGUUCAUCGCUGAGCACAUUGUGCUGUUGGGAGGAUUAUGUAAUGGCAGGCUCCACAGAUGGACUGCUGAUGGUUUGGAAGUGGGAAUCAGGGGUAGAAAUCACCAGGAUCCAGGCCCACAAGUCACGUCUCCAUCACUGCACUGUUGUCUCAGAUCUGGAAAAGAAUUUGAAACCAGAAGACUUACUGGUAGCUUCAGCAUCAGAAGAUGGAACUGUUAAACUCUGGCAUCCACUGCAGGUACAGCAUCACAACACUCUGCAUGGACACAGUGCAGAAAUCCAGUCUUUAGUGUGCAAAAAGACCGGACCGCCGGAGUUUCUCACUGUCUCAGCUGAUCGUUCCCUCAGGUCAUGGAGCGUCACCACAGCAAUGGAAACCCCUCGCUGCCAGAAAGGCAUUGUCAGAGUUGUGUACUUCCUGGGUACUGAUGAUCUCAUGGUGUGUGGUUAUGACACAGGCAGAUUGGAGAUAUGGCAUCAGAAUUCAAUAGUUUACUGUAAGAAGGUCAGUGAUGGCAGCUUAUGUGCAGUCACUGGGAUGCCGGACGAUGAGCUGGCGGUCAGUUGCAGCGACUGCUCUGUCUGUAUCUGGAAGCUGGAGCGGGACUCCAAGAAGUGCAUUAUGGGGCUCGAUAAGGUGUCUUCAUACAAAGUGGAGUCUCCUUUGAGCUUUUUGUUUUACUGUGGCAGUCUGUUUGGAGUGUAUAUGGGUGGAACAGUCACUGAUGUGCUCUCUAGUAAAGCAGCUUAUAACUGGUUAAGAAGGGUAUGUCCUCUCGGCGUGAUGGCGAAUGACAGCAAGAGCUUUUGGCUGUUGGGCCAGAAACAGGGCGUUCUGUACGUUGGCCUCGUUUUGUCUCUGAAUCCGAGUGUGUCAGACUUCUUCUUAGCCUUUUGUGAUGAUGCGGCACAUGGCAGACAACAACAAAGACAGAGCCAUGUACAGCAUCACAACACUCUGCAUGGACACAGUGCAGAAAUCCAGUCUUUAGUGUGCAAAAAGACCGGACCGCUGGAGUUUCUCACUGUCUCAGCUGAUCGUUCCCUCAGGUCAUGGAGCGUCACCACAGCAAUGGAAACCCCUCGCUGCCAGAAAGGCAUUGUCAGAGUUGUGUACUUCCUGGGUACUGAUGAUCUCAUGGUGUGUGGUUAUGACACAGGCAGAUUGGAGAUAUGGCAUCAGAAUUCAAUAGUUUACUGUAAGAAGUUGGAAAUGUCAGAGUGA
Sinocyclocheilus grahami is the source of this 6975-nucleotide messenger RNA. RefSeq names its product telomerase protein component 1-like. Gene Ontology annotation, molecular function: protein binding; telomerase activity; telomerase RNA binding. Gene Ontology annotation, biological process: telomere maintenance via recombination. The record is from RefSeq and is a predicted model, not a curated record. Lineage: Eukaryota; Metazoa; Chordata; Actinopteri; Cypriniformes; Cyprinidae. Bases 79 to 6975 code for a protein of 2298 amino acids. The transcript is spliced from 50 exons. Gene Ontology annotation, cellular component: telomerase holoenzyme complex.